Molecule: messenger RNA, 967 nt
Organism: Cheilinus undulatus (humphead wrasse)
Lineage: Eukaryota; Metazoa; Chordata; Actinopteri; Labriformes; Labridae
Gene: mfap5
Product: microfibril associated protein 5
Exons: 7
Coding region: 170-556 (128 amino acids)
Biological process (GO): embryonic eye morphogenesis
Cellular component (GO): microfibril
Source: RefSeq, a predicted model, not a curated record
AAGGCAAGAAGCUAUGAUGGUAAGGAGGACAGGGGGAGGAGGAGGAGGAGCAGGGAGAAGGAGAGGGAAGGAGGAGAAAGAAGAGAAGACAAAAGAUUCAUAAAACUAAAGCACUUGUGGACGACAGCAAAAUUUCUCGUAAAGUUUUUACCCCUCACAAGUUGAAGGAAUGGGCAGCCUUCCAGUGGUCCUGCUCCUCUGCAGUUUCCACGCACUCACAGCUGUAGCCCAAGCCCAGCAGGCCGAGGGUGCUGAGGCAACUGCAGCUACCCUUCCAGCCAACUGCAGGGAGGAGAUGUAUCCGUGCACUAGGAUGUACUCGGUUCACCGGCCCAUCAAGAGAUGUAUUGGUGCUAUUUGUAUCUACAGCCUCCCUCGUGUCUAUGUGAUCAACAAUGAGAUCUGUAUGAGGACAGUUUGUCCACAGGAUGAGUAUCUGAAAGCUGAACUGUGCAGGGAGUUGUCCGGGUGGCCCAGGCGUGUUGAGAGGUCAACUCAUAGGAAACGCUGUCGCAAUCGCCGUAGCAACCCCAAAACCUGGGCAAACAAAGCCUAAAUAGUGCCCAGGUUGGCGUGAUGACCACCAGUAAGGAUGGAGCCCUGUAGAGACGCCCAGCAGGAAUGUUGUUAUAAAAGCAGUCCAUAACACCAUAAAUCAACCACUCAACAACUGGGGGUCUCCUUCUUUCUUUUUUACAUUUACACACGUGUGCCUAGUCAUAUCUAUGUUUAUGUAUUAGCCUUUUGUGUGUGAAAUCUGAGGGUUUGCUCAUUUCAUCUGUGCUGUUGGACACAGAUCAUGUCUUCCAUGGUUCACGAUCCUUUGAGGUACUGUAGUAAUAGGCCUAUAGCAGCACUGAGUCAAUUCAUGUACAAAGAAGGACCCACUCAGUCCUGGAUUAUGAGGUACGCAUCAACAAUCCAGUAUUAUGUGCACUAUUGUAACCAAAUAUAAAUGUAUACACAC